CAGUUCGUGGACAGGGAUCGCCGGGAGCUAUGGUGAGGGCAGACCCUAGCAGACCCCGGGGACCGCUGAGCUGCUGGGCGGGCCGUCGGGGUCAGGGGCUCGCAGCGAUCUUCCUGCUCCUGGUGUCCGCCGCGGCAUCCGAGGCCGGAGCAGAGGAUGACUUCAGCCUGGUGCAGCCGCUGGUGACCAUGGAGCAGCUGCUGUGGGUGAGCGGGAAACGGAUCGGCUCCGUAGACACUUUCCGCAUCCCGCUCAUCACGGCCACCCCUCGGGGCACGCUCCUGGCCUUCGCGGAGGCCAGGAAAAAGUCUGCAUCCGAUGAGGGGGCCAAGUUCAUCGCCAUGAGGAGGUCCACGGACCAGGGUAGCACGUGGUCCUCUACAGCCUUCAUCGUAGACGAUGGGGAGGCCUCCGACGGGCUGAACCUAGGCGCUGUGGUGAAUGAUGCGGACACAGGGGUGGUGUUCCUUAUCUAUACCCUCUGUGCUCACAAGGUCAACUGCCAGGUGGCCUCUACCAUGUUGGUCUGGAGUAAGGACGACGGCAUUUCCUGGAGCCCACCCCGGAAUCUCUCUGUGGAUAUUGGCACCGAGAUGUUUGCUCCUGGACCCGGCUCAGGCAUUCAGAAACAGCGGGAGCCUGGGAAGGGCCGGCUUAUUGUGUGUGGACACGGGACACUGGAGCGAGAUGGGGUCUUCUGUCUCCUCAGUGAUGACCACGGUGCCUCCUGGCACUAUGGCACUGGAGUGAGCGGCAUUCCCUUCGGUCAGCCCAAACACGAUCACGAUUUCAACCCCGACGAGUGCCAGCCCUAUGAGCUUCCAGACGGCUCGGUCAUCAUCAACGCCCGGAACCAGAAUAACUAUCAUUGCCGCUGCAGGAUCGUCCUCCGCAGCUAUGACGCCUGUGACACCCUCAGGCCCCGGGAUGUGACCUUCGACCCUGAGCUCGUGGACCCUGUGGUAGCUGCAGGAGCGCUAGCCACCAGCUCCGGCAUUGUCUUCUUCUCCAAUCCAGCCCACCCUGAGUUCCGAGUGAACCUGACCCUGCGCUGGAGCUUCAGCAAUGGUACGUCCUGGCAGAAGGAGAGGGUCCAAGUAUGGCCAGGACCCAGCGGCUACUCGUCCCUGACAGCCCUGGAAAACAGCACGGAUGGAAAGAGGCAGCCCCCGCAGCUAUUCGUUCUGUACGAGAAAGGCCUGAACCAAUAUACCGAGAGCAUCUCCAUGGUCAAAAUCAGCGUCUACGGCACGCUCUGAGCCCCGUGCCCAAAGGACACCAAGUCCUGCUCGCUGACUUCACAGCUCUGGACCGUCUGCAGAGGGUGCCUGAAAGGAACAGCUCUUCCUCCGAACUCUGACCUUUUGCAACUUCUCAUCGACAGGGAAGUCACUUCGUUAUGACUUAACGCCCAGCUUCCUCUCGGGGCAGGAAGUCCCUCCGUCACCAGGAGCACUUUUUUCCAGAAUGCUGGGGAUCGCCCCUGUCCGUUCUCUCCCAGGACAACGGAGCUGUUCCUUUCUGGGACAGGAUGGGGGAGGGGCUCUCCCCGGAGAGGUGAACAGAUACGAACUCAGGGAACUGGGAAGGCCCGGCCGGUGUCCUAGGGUAUGGAGGCAGGUACUAGAUGUGAUUGCUCAAAGUCCCCAGGGCAGAGUGUCCUUUCAGAGCUAGGAUAAGCACACCUACGUGUGCACCUUUGAUUAUUUAUGAAUCGAAAUAUUUGUAACUUAAAACUUUUAAUGCAGAAAAA
Mus pahari (shrew mouse) is the source of this 1753-nucleotide messenger RNA. It is a transcript of the gene Neu1, whose product is annotated as neuraminidase 1. Gene Ontology annotation, cellular component: cytoplasm; membrane; lysosome. Gene Ontology annotation, biological process: oligosaccharide catabolic process; ganglioside catabolic process. Bases 30 to 1259 code for a protein of 409 amino acids. Gene Ontology annotation, molecular function: exo-alpha-sialidase activity. The record is from RefSeq and is a predicted model, not a curated record. The transcript is spliced from 6 exons. Lineage: Eukaryota; Metazoa; Chordata; Mammalia; Rodentia; Muridae.